Salpingoeca rosetta is the source of this 1834-nucleotide messenger RNA. RefSeq lists its product as uncharacterized. Gene Ontology annotation, cellular component: nucleolus. Gene Ontology annotation, molecular function: histone H3K36 demethylase activity; histone H3K4 demethylase activity. NCBI's taxonomy places the organism in Eukaryota, Choanoflagellata, Craspedida, Salpingoecidae. The record is from RefSeq and is a predicted model, not a curated record. The transcript has 9 exons. Bases 62 to 1618 code for a protein of 518 amino acids.
GUGGCGGUUAUCAGCCAGUGCGCUCCGUUCAUUUUCUCGACCGACGACACGAGAACCAAAGAUGAAGGGGAUUGCUGCGACUCUGGUCGCUGUUGUUGUAGGAGUGCUGGCUGUGCUUUGUGGCUGGAGCACUGCGCUGCCUUCGGAGAUUGACUGCCCACUGCACUUGCGGGCGGUUCACGAUGACAUGCACAUGUACAUGCGGCCGAGCAAGUGCACGCGCAUCAGCAACGACGAGGAAGAUCCAGACUGCCACUGCCUGGCAACGGGAGAGCGCAUCGUGUGGCCGCACCGAUUCCAGGAGAUCACAGACCUGAUUGUGGAGGGCAGGAGACCGCUGCACAUUGCCCGCGAUGACCCCAACUACUAUGGCCAGCUCUUCACCUCAUCAGACUUCUUCCGGUUCCUUACCUUUUAUCGCCACAAGUAUGAGGCCGGCUUCAACCUCGUCCGCAACGGCGACACCGUCUUCGCCAACGACGAGCCCGUCCAGCUCGGCGAUGUGCUGGACUCCAUUGCCCGCAAUGGCAGCACCGCCGUCAUGACCGCAGUCCACACGCGCGACGAACACAUCUGGGCGCUCUCGUGGGCUUUGGAGAGGGAGACAAGUCUGUUCUCUGCCACCAACAUCUAUCUGACCCCGGCCCAGUCUCGCGGCUUCAUCUUCCACCAAGAUGUUCAUGCCGUCAUCAUCCUCCAGCUUGAAGGCAAGAAGCACUGGCGGCUGUUCACGCCACCGGAAGAGCGGUCGUUCCCCUGGUACCACAAGCAAGAGGCUGCGUCACAGCGGCUGACACGCUUCUUCAAGGAGGAGGAACUUGUCGGACUGCAAGAGUUCAACUUUACGCUGCACGCAGGCGACACCCUCAUUGUGCCCCGCGGCGUCAUCCACGCUGCCGAAACAUCUGAUGAGCACUCGUUGCACUUGACCGUCUCGCUCGACGACAACGGUUUUACGUUUGUGAACGUCAUCAUUCAGGCCCUCAUGACCUUUCAAACACACAACACUCUCAGCGCCGCCACUGCAAGCUCCCUGUCGCAGCACACGUACGAGUCAUCCUCGACGCUCAGGAUCAUGCGCGAAUCCCUGCCGACAGGUCUGGACGACAACGCACGCAUCCCCACGGAGGUGGUCGAUGCCAUCCGCCCACGCUGGCAGUCGGCGAUCGACCAGCUGCAAGAGUACUGCGCGCCCCGCGGCAUGUGUGGUGCCACCAAGCAGGCGUUCCGUCGCCUGCGCAGUGAUCAGGGCCUCGUGCACGGGCUGAAGCUGCCAGUCAUGAUGAACUGCGGCGGUCAUCUCAAGGCCAUGCCAGACAUGGGCUCGAUUGGCCGACUGGUGACGCUGACGGGCGAGACGCGCGUGUUCCGGCGUCGCGGCGUCUUCAUCUGCGCCCUCGAGGACCUCGUUGAUGAGCCCGGUUCCCUUGUCCCGCGCAUCCUCGGCAUCAACAGGAAGUGGGUGAUGCAGUUUUCGGACGAGGAUUGGACGCUGGCAAAGCAGAUGCAAGAGAUUCCCGUCAACACGGUGAUGAAGGUGGCUGACCUGCCCGGCGCCAACCCACGCAUCACUGCACAGCGCUACAUCACGCUUGGCGUUCUCGCCAUCGCGGACUGAUGGAUGCCUCAUGCCCUCGUCCGAACUCCAACUCGCCUACUUAUUGGCCCUCUGUGUGCGUGUGCGUGUGUGUGUGUGUGCGUGUGUGUGUGUGUGUGCAUGCGUGUGCGUGCGUGCGUGUGCGUGCGUGCGCUUUUGUUCCGCAAACGUUGCCGGCCGCCGAGCUUCUGGUUGCAAGUAAACACGUUCUCCAAACAAGCAACCAUGUGAUUGUGU